Molecule: messenger RNA, 6478 nt
Organism: Drosophila hydei
Lineage: Eukaryota; Metazoa; Arthropoda; Insecta; Diptera; Drosophilidae
Gene: Chd1
Product: chromodomain-helicase-DNA-binding protein 1
Exons: 7
Coding region: 179-5941 (1920 amino acids)
Biological process (GO): regulation of transcription by RNA polymerase II; nucleosome organization
Cellular component (GO): nucleus; chromatin
Molecular function (GO): chromatin binding; DNA binding; histone binding
Source: RefSeq, a predicted model, not a curated record
UAUUUUUUACUGCUAUAGACCAAGACGACGUGAACAUCUUUUGUGUAGUUGAAAACUGCAUUUAAAAACAAGUGGCUCACUUUAAAAACAAAACAAACAUUUAUCAAAACCGUUAAAUAGUGUAUUGCAUGUUUAAUGAGCGCUAUAAGGCAACUCUGUGUGCUACCACGAAAAUAUAAUGAGCCAGGCACUCAAUGAAUCGUCGCAUAGUAUAGGCUCAGACGAACAAGAUGACACAAGAGAAGAGGCCAGUGGCAGCGGAAGUGGGAGUGGAUCCUCUGGUUCCGACUCUGAUUCAGACAGUUCCUCAGGUAACUCCAGCGAUGGACGCAGUUCGCAUGAGCCAACGGUUGCCAAAACGGCGGUGGCAGGUUUUCCACCAACAGCAGUGGCCGCUCAAGCAGAUACCAAAACGAAUGGCUUUACGGAUGGGAAUGAGGAAGACAGUUCCAGUAGUGGUUCCAGCGCCAGUGAUUCCGACUCAGAUGCGGAGGCUGGCGGCGAGCCUGACAGAACAAACAACAAUAACAUCAACAACAGCAGCAAGUUGCACACGAGUAGUAGCAGCAGCUCCUCUGGCACUUCUGCAGCAACACUUGCCAAAGCUGGCGAAGAGGAUGAUGAAGACGACGACGAUGAUGAUGAUGACGAUGAUGGUGACGAAGAGAAGACACAAAAUUCACAGGCGGUCAGUGAAGCCAGCGCCGAUGAAGAUGAUGCCAGUGAUAGCUCCGCCAAUGCCUCGCCCACAUCCUCCAGCAGCAGUAGCAGCAGCGAAGAUGAGGAGGAUGAUUACAGACCUAAGCGAUCUACGCGACAGCCGCGCAAAGCUGCGGCAUCUGUUGCUGAAAAAUCAAAGAGACCUGCCAAAAAGAAGAAGAAAAACCAAACUUGGGACUCCGAUGAGAGCGACGGGAGUAAUGACGCAGAUAGCGAUGAGGCACCUUUCGCAGCACAGAAACGCAAGUGCAAUGCCCGUUCUGGGGGCAACAAACAGUCGCAACAUCAACAGCCACGCCGUCGCGUGAAAUCCUUUAGUUCUGAAGACAGCGAUGAUGAUGAUGCGAGCAAGCGGUGUGCGACUCGUCGCACCGCCGCUGCUGUGAGUUACAAAGAGGCCUCUGAGGACGAGGCCACCGACUCGGAGGAUCUGCUGGAAUUCGAGUACGAUGAAAGUCAGGCAGCUGCUAACGCGGCUGCCGCUGAAGAGGAGGAGAAGUGUGAGACUAUUGAACGCAUACUUGCGAAGCGUGAUGGCAAGAAAGGCUGUACCGGUAAUCAAACUACAAUUUAUGCCAUUGAGGAGAAUGGAUGUGAUCCGAAUGCGGGCUUUGAGGACUCGACAGAGUCCUUAGAGGUGCAAUACCUGAUUAAAUGGAAGGGUUGGAGCUACAUACACAAUACCUGGGAGUCGGAAACGACGCUGCGCGAAAUGAAGGCCAAAGGCAUGAAAAAACUGGACAACUUCAUCAAGAAAGAGCAGGACACAGCUUACUGGCGUCGAUAUGCGGGCCCCGAAGAUAUCGAUUACUUUGAGUGCCAAUUAGAGCUGCAGCAUGAUUUGCUCAAGUCCUAUAACAAUGUGGAUCGUAUAAUAGCACGUGGCACCAAGCCAGAUGACGGCAGCGAGGAGUUUCUGUGCAAAUGGCAAUCGUUGCCUUAUUCGGAGUCCACGUGGGAGGAUGCAACAUUAGUGGUUAGGAAAUGGCAACGGUGUGUUGAGCAGUUCACCGAGCGAGAAAACUCCAAGUGGACUCCAUCGCGUCACUGCCGUGUGAUCAAAUAUCGUCCAAAAUUCUCGCGCAUAAGGUCACAGCCCGAUUUUUUGGUGGACGGUCUUACUCUCCGUGAUUAUCAAAUGGAUGGACUGAACUGGCUGCUGCACUCAUGGUGCAAGGAAAAUUCCGUUAUACUGGCCGAUGAGAUGGGUCUGGGAAAGACCAUUCAAACAAUAUGUUUUCUCUAUUCGCUCUUCAAAAUUCAUCAUCUAUAUGGACCAUUUUUAUGUGUGGUGCCGCUUAGUACAAUGACCGCCUGGCAGCGGGAAUUUGAUUUGUGGGCGCCCGACAUGAAUGUAGUUACAUAUCUGGGUGACGUUAAGUCACGCGAGCUUAUACAGCAAUACGAGUGGCAGUUUGAAGGUUCCAAAAGACUGAAAUUCAAUUGCAUAUUAACGACCUAUGAGAUUGUGCUAAAGGACAAACAAUUUCUGGGCACCCUCCAGUGGGCAGCAUUACUCGUUGAUGAGGCGCAUCGGCUGAAAAACGACGACUCGUUGUUGUACAAAUCGCUCAAGGAAUUUGACACAAAUCAUCGGCUACUUAUUACGGGCACGCCAUUGCAGAACUCGCUAAAGGAGCUGUGGGCUCUGCUUCACUUUAUAAUGCCCGAGAAAUUCGAUACUUGGGACAACUUUGAGCUGCAGCAUGGUAAUGCCGAGGACAAAGGCUAUACGCGCCUACAUCAGCAGCUUGAGCCAUAUAUACUUCGGCGUGUAAAGAAAGAUGUGGAAAAAUCGCUGCCUGCCAAAGUAGAGCAAAUACUUCGCGUGGAGAUGACAUCACUUCAGAAGCAGUACUACAAAUGGAUACUUACCAAAAAUUUUGAUGCGCUUCGCAAAGGCAAACGCGGUUCCACAUCCACCUUCCUUAACAUUGUCAUUGAACUGAAGAAGUGUUGCAAUCAUGCGGCGCUCAUACGUCCAUCAGAAUUCGAACUUUUUGGUCUGCAACAGGAUGAAGCGCUGCAGGUGCUGCUUAAGGGUUCCGGCAAACUUGUGCUGCUGGAUAAACUUCUGUGCCGACUGAAGGAGACGGGUCAUCGUGUGCUCAUAUUUUCACAGAUGGUUCGUAUGCUUGAUGUGCUCGCUGAUUAUCUUCAGAAGCGACACUUCUCAUUUCAACGCUUGGAUGGCAGUAUUAAGGGUGAAAUGCGGCGGCAAGCAUUGGAUCACUUUAAUGCUGAGGGUAGUCAGGACUUUUGCUUUUUGCUAUCGACCCGAGCCGGCGGCUUGGGAAUUAAUUUAGCCACAGCCGAUACGGUUAUUAUAUUCGACUCGGAUUGGAAUCCGCAGAAUGAUUUGCAAGCGCAGGCCCGUGCCCAUCGCAUUGGUCAAAAGAAUCAAGUGAAUAUAUAUCGCCUGGUCACAGCGCGUUCCGUUGAGGAGCAAAUUGUUGAGCGUGCCAAGCAAAAAAUGGUGCUCGAUCAUUUGGUGAUACAACGUAUGGAUACAACAGGUCGAACGGUGCUAGACAAAAGCGGCAAUGGUCACUCGUCCAAUUCAAAUCCCUUUAACAAAGAUGACUUGUCGGCCAUUCUUAAAUUUGGCGCAGAAGAACUAUUUAAGGAUGAGCAAGAGCACGAAGAGGAGCUUGUAUGCGAUAUUGAUGAAAUUCUGCGUCGCGCCGAGACACGAAACGAAGAUCCCGAAAUGCCGGGCGAUGAUCUGCUGUCAGCUUUUAAGGUGGCUAGUAUAGCUGCGUUUCAGGAGGAUGAGCCCAGUGAACCGGCGAGUAAGGAUCAUCAAGGGGCUGAUGAGGAGGAUGACAGCAAAGAUUGGGAUGACAUUAUACCCGAAGAUUUUCGAAAAGUCAUUGAAGAUCAGGAGCGUGCUAAGGAAAUGGAGGACUUGUACCUGCCGCCGCGCCGCAAAACGGCUGCCGCAAAUAAAAACGAAUCCGGCAAGCGAAGCACAUCCAAGAGUGGGAUGCGUUCCAAGCAGGGCGACGAUUCGGGUGAUUCGGAUUAUGAAUUGGGCUCCGAUGCCAGUGGCGCUGGGGGCGAGGAUGGAGGCGGUAGGCAGCGCAAACGCGGACGUCCCGCAAUGAAAGAGAAAAUCAUUGGCUUCACCGAUGCAGAACUUCGACGCUUUAUACGCAGCUAUAAAAAGUUUCCGGCGCCGUUGCAGCGUCUAGAGGCGAUUGCAUGUGAUGCGGAGUUGCAGGAAAAGCCACUAACAGAGCUAAAGCGCAUUGGCGAGAUGCUGCAUCAACGUUGCGUGCAGUUCCUAGACGAGCACAAGGAGGAAGAAAUCAAGACUGUCAAGGAAGAGGAGCAGCCGGGCAGCAAACAGCGACGCACCCGCGCAACUUACUCUGUUAAGUUGGGUGGGGUGUCGUUUAAUGCCAAAACGCUGUUGGCCUGUGAAGAAGAGUUACAACCGCUUAAUGAGCUUAUGCCCAGUUCGGCGCACGAGCGGCAGCAAUGGGUAUUCAACAUCAAGACACGUUCAGCUAAUUUUGAUGUAGAGUGGGGUGUUGAUGAGGACACUCAUUUGCUGCGCGGCAUUUAUCAAUAUGGUAUUGGCUCCUGGGAGCAAAUGAAGCUGGAUCCAACGCUUAAACUGAGCGAGAAGAUACUGCUUAACGACACACGCAAACCGCAAGCGAAGCACUUACAAUCUAGAGCGGAGUACCUGCUCAAGAUUAUCAAGAAGAAUGUUGAGCUGACAAAAGGUGAAAAGCGGCGACAACGCAGACCUCGCAAGUUAAAAACAAAUCUCAAUUCAACCACGACAGCAGUCGGUACACCAGAGCGUAAGGAUGGAGUUCCUGAAGAGGGCAGUUCUUCACUGACGGGCGAUAGUAGUUUACGGCAGGCAGUAGAUGGCAGCAACGUUGUUGCUUCACCAAUUACAGCAUCUGCAUCAGCGACGGACCAUGGUAAUGCACAGAAAAAGAAAAAGUCAAAGACUCGUAGUAAAAAGUCAAGCGCAUCCGACAAUAAUGGCAAUAAGCCUAUGCACUUUACGGCCAACAAUGAGCCACGUGCACUGGAAGUUCUUGGUGACUUGGAUCCCAGCAUUUUUAAUGAAUGUAAGGAGAAGAUGCGACCGGUGAAGAAAGCGCUGAAAGCUCUAGAUCAGCCCGAUCUCAGUUUGUCCGAUCAGGAUCAGUUGCAGCAUACGCGUGACUGUCUAUUGCAGAUUGGACGACAAAUCGAUGUUUGCUUGCAGCCUUAUGGUGAGACUGAGAAAAAGGAGUGGCGCAGCAACCUGUGGUAUUUUGUGUCUAAGUUCACAGAACUGGAUGCCAAGCGCCUUUUCAAAAUCUACAAGCAUGCGCUUAAGCAGCAAACUCAAAAGGAUGCUCCUCCUAAUACAACAGCUGUCGAUGGCGGAAAGUCGAAAGGCUCGCGAGCCGAAAACGGCGUUGCAGACAAGGAGAAGGAGCGUGACAAGAGUGGUAAAAAGAAAAAGAAAGAUAAGGACAAGGAGCGUCAGGGACGCUAUUCAGGUGCGCCUUCCGAUGACAAGUCUGCACGCCGUUUUGCCAACGAUUCGCCAAUGAAGCGAAAACGCGAUGAGAACGAUGUGGAGGUCAGCGGCAUGGCUGUAAACAACUCUGGUAUCAGCGACAACCUUAAAUCAAUGUCUUUCAAGCGCCUAAAUAUGGAUGCAACUGCAUCCUCUCGACACGGGAGCCACGAAGACCAGCGCAAAAAGCAUCAUGACUACUACGGUAGUGCUGGUGGUGGGCCCCCCAGUGGCUACGAUGGUAGUAGCGCCCGUCGUUCUGGUCUCAACUCACCAUCUGCAAUAGGGGGCAGCAGUCGACGCUUUGAGCCGCCGCCUGCACCCUCUGGCUACGCUGCUGAAAUGGAUCGUUGGCAUCCACGUGAGCGUUACAAUUUUGACUAUAAGCGCGAGAGAUAUGAUUCACUAUAUCCACGCGGAGGCAGUGGUGCUGUCGGCAGCGGUUAUCAUCGAGAUCAUCGUGAGCGUGAUCGCGAACGAAGACCAGACAAACGCAGAUACCCGUCCGCCGUGCCACCGCAUGCCUACUCGAGCCAUUACCUGCCGUCUAAUUACUAUUUGCCAAAUGGCAUGGCUUUGCCGCCACCGCCACCAGGCUAUCGGAAUGAACCACGCGGCUAUCCAGUCAUGCCCCGAGAAUAUCCCGCUGAUUACAGGCGCGAUUAUGAACGGCGCACGCAGACAUGAGGAGCGAAUGCCGCUAGUUAUUGUAUAUACAUUUAGGUUAGUUUUAAGCUUGGCUGUGGUGUCUGUGUCGGGCGCGGCUAAUUGAUAAGUCUUUCCGUAACGAUCUUGACACAAAGCAUGAGCAACACACACAAAAACACCUGCUCAUUCACACACACACGCACACCCAAACAAAUUCACAUCCACCCAUACACAUACACUCACAAGCAAAAUCAGAAUACGCAUAAUACAGAUUAGGUACCAUACAUAGCUAAACAUAUGUACAAGUAAUAUAUAGCAGCUAUUUAUAAAUUGUACUGUAAAUUUAAAUUAUAUAUAUGAUCCGCAUAUUGAGUACAUGGCGGCGUUUCGGGCAAAUUACGUAAAUAAGAUAAUUUUACAAUUUCCCUUGUAUAAAGCAUAGGCUUUAAGUUUUCUUCAUUAAACCCUUUUUAUACUGUACAGUUAAUUACGGGCAUAUGCCACUUCAAUAAGUCUUUUGAAAGCUUUGAAAAUAACAACAAAUUCUCACUAUAUUUAUAAACACAACAUUGAAUA